This is a messenger RNA of Procambarus clarkii (red swamp crayfish), 4909 nucleotides long. It is a transcript of the gene iav, whose product is annotated as transient receptor potential cation channel subfamily V iav. Gene Ontology annotation, cellular component: plasma membrane. Gene Ontology annotation, molecular function: calcium channel activity; protein binding. The record is from RefSeq and is a predicted model, not a curated record. Gene Ontology annotation, biological process: calcium ion import across plasma membrane. Lineage: Eukaryota; Metazoa; Arthropoda; Malacostraca; Decapoda; Cambaridae.
GCGGUCCGGGCCCCCUCGAGCACGACUCUAGGCGCUGGGCCCUACACCUCAAGCUGCCACCACUCUAAUAUAUGUUAAGUCUCAGCCGUGUGUGAAGCCUCGCGGAAGAAGUCAGUCCGAACGACUCUGAAGGUCGUUAGAAGAGCAGCAGACGAAGAAUCCUUCAACAACAAGGUUGAAAGGUCAAGUAGUUGACCCCCCUAACUAGGAAGGUCUGAUCCGGCUACCAGGAAGCCCAAGGCGGAAGGGAAGAGGAGGGGUGCCAGUGAGAAGAUGGGGGCGUGUGCCACCAAGAAGGAGCCCAUCAACCCAGGGUCGGCUCUAGACAGGGUCAUCUCCCAGGCCUCCAGCGACGACUGUGUCCUCUACCGCCUCGCUGACUACAAGAAAGGAGGGCGGCUGAUCGAGGAGUACAACAGGGGCGGAGGGAAGGAGGUGGAGCGACUCAUCCUGGAAGAGUUUGGCAUCUUCCUGUACAACCACGGGAGAGGCAUGGACAUCACUCGUACGGAGUACCUUAAGUGGAAGUACAGGAAGGUCCCCAAGGACCAGAUGGUGGUGCAGAUGGAGAGGAAGAGCCCCUUCGACCCCCUCCACAGGUGGAAGGACCACGAGGCGUGCUGGCAGAUGCAGUUCCGCGGGUCGCUCGGGGAGACGCUGCUCCACGUCCUCAUCAUGUGCGACACGAAGGCUCACACCCGGGUCGCCAAGAUCCUCCUCAGGUGCUUCCCCAAGCUCGCCGUCGACGUGGUCGAGGGGGAGGAGUACCUAGGAGCGAGCGCUCUGCACCUGGCCAUCGCUUACUCCAACAACGAGCUGGUGACCAUCUUGGUGGCUGCUGGUGCCGACUUCACUCAGAGAGCUGUUGGGAGUUUCUUCCUGCCGAAGGACCAGCAAGUGACGUGUCCGCCGGGCCCCGAGAACACUGACUACGAGGGCUUGGCUUACCUGGGCGAGUACCCGCUCUCCUGGGCCGCCUGUCUGGGCAACGAGACCGUCUACAACAAGCUCCUCGACUUCGGAGCGGACCCCAACGCCCAGGACUCCUUCGGCAACAUGAUCCUGCACAUGGUGGUCGUCUGCAACCAACUGGGGAUGUUCUCCUACGCCCUGCGGCACCCGCGGCUCCCAGCGCAGGACGGGAUCAUGAACCUGGCGGGGCUGACGCCGCUGACGCUAGCCUGCAGACUGGCCCGCUCCACCAUCUUCAAGGAGAUGCUGGAGCUCACCUGCAUCGAGUUCUGGCGCUACUCCAACAUCACCUGCAGCGCCUACCCGCUCAACGCCCUCGACACCAUCCGGCCCAGCGGCGAGACCAACUGGAACUCCGCCCUCAUGAUCAUACUGAACGGCACGAAGAGCGAGCACCUGGACAUGCUGGAGGGCGGGAUCAUCCAGCGGCUCCUGGAGGAGAAGUGGAAGACCUUCGCCAGGAACCAGUUCCUCAAGCGUCUAGCCAUCAUGUUGCUCCAGCUGAUACUGCUAAGUGUUGCUGUGUACCUUCGUCCUUGCUACUGUGGGCCCAAGAACAUGCAGAGGAACAAGCCGGAGAUAAGGAAGAUGCUCUACGACGAGUUCUUCGACAAUGACUUCAAGAGCAUCGCCAGGUACUGCUUCGAGGGAGGUACCCUGGCCGGAGUGAUCUCCUACGUCGUCUUCCAGCAGGGGGAGGAGAUUAUGAACCAGGGGCUCUCCUCCUUCAUGAGGGGCUUGGCCGGCAACGCUCCUAAGGCCAUCUUCAUGGUGGCCAACCUGCUCAUCAUGCUGGUGGUUCCCUGUCGCAUCGUCUACUUCUUCAAGCCCGAGAUGCUGGUCCUCAGGGCCCUCGAGGACGAGCUCCUCUCCUACGCCGUGGCCGGGUCCUGGUUCAUGCUCAUGUUCUUCGCCGGAGCGCUGAAGCUGACGGGGCCGUUCGUGGUGAUGAUCUACAAGAUGAUCACGGGCGACAUGUUCACCUUCUCCAUCAUCUACUUCAUCAUGCUGCUGGGCUUCUCCGAGGCCUUCUACUUCCUCUACAAGAGCCCCAAGUAUGACAAGGACAGCAAGUACGCCUCCUAUGGCACCACCUGGAUGGCUCUCUUCCACAUGACCCUCGGCGACUAUGACUACGCCGGGAUGAACCUCAACAUCUACAGCGCCAUGAGCAAGUUCGUGUUCCUCGUGUUCACCAUCAUGCUGCCCAUCAUGUUGUUGAACAUGCUCAUCGCUAUGAUGGGUAACACCUACAGCACCGUCAUCUCCAUGUCCGAGAAGGAGUGGGUCAAGGCCUGGGCGAAGAUCGUGAUCGCCCUGGAGCGAGCCAUCUCUCAGGAGAAGGCCAAGGACUACCUGUACAUGUACAGCCUGCCUAUAGGAGGCGGCGGUGACGGAGGCGAGGAGAGCCUGGGCGUCAUGGUCAUCAAGAGCAAGGACAAGACCAAGGCCAAGCAGAGGAAGGGAGCCCUUAGUAACUGGAAGCGUGUGGGUCGGGUCACCAUCGACGCCCUACAACGUCGGGGAGUGUCUGGAGAGUUCCUCCGGCGGGAGAUGUGGGGUCUUCAGACCGCUGCCUCCACACCUGUCAAGGGACCUGCGAAGAAGAAGGGUUACGGUGGUCUCCUGGGUACGGAGACUGGCCCCGCCACCGGGGACAUCUUGGGUGACGCUCUCAACCAGACCAUGUUCGCCACCGACAGUGUCGACCCCAACGACGAGAUGGACGGCUUCGGUGCCCUCACUGGCGCCAUCGACCAGCUUGCCUUCACCCACGAUCUCGACUUCUCCGGGGACGGCGUCGAUGACGAUCCUCUGAAGCCCAAUAUGGUUGGCCAGGCGCCCAAUACUCUAGCUCCUCCUGCACACCUGCCAGUCGUCCCUGAGAGGAAGAAGAAGAAGAAGCGACGCGACUCUGAAGGAUACGACAACCCAGCUUUCCUGGACGACGAGGAACUACUGCUGGCUUCUGCCCUCGGUGGCGGAGACUCCGAUGACUCCGACACCGACAUGCUGGAGGCCCGCCGCCUCUCCAAGCCGCGGAUCAUCAUCCAGGCAGAAACGGAAACAGCCUCCGUCACCACCACCUCCGGGGCGAAGGCAGCAGCAGCACCGGCCACAGGGAAAGCUCCGGUUGCCGCUGCCUCCAAGACCCCAAAGGCCCCUGUAAAGCCUGAGGUUGCUGAAGUCCCCGCUAUCAUGCCGCGGCCUCGGCUGACGUCCGCCAAAAUGAGACGCAUCGGCUCCGCUCGCAAGACUCCCGCACGAUUCGCCAUGACCUUCACCGAAAAGUACGACCCAGUGGGCAAGGUAGAUGCGGUGAAAGUCCCGGUGACGACUAAGUCCCAAGCCACUACUCACGACCAGAAGCCCGAAGUAUGCGAGAAAAAGGACAACAGAAAGGGAAAGAAGAGUGAGGAAGCUGUUCCCGCGGCCCCCGAAGACGCAAGUGUCGACGACAACGGCGAGAAAUGGGCGGAGAAGAAGCCGCGACGAAGCAAGAAUAAAGUCGGCCCAUCAAGCAGCUCGGAGGAAAGUGCCACUGGCGCCGACCAGCAGACGCAGGAUGACCUCAGUGUGGGCCUCCAGUCCGGGUCAGACUCCACGCGUGACGAGGUGAGGGCUAAGGAGAAGGAGCGCCCCAAGACCUCUGUGGCUAGCCAGAAGAUGAAGAAGCGAGCGACGGAGAACGUGGGCAACAUGAACAGCAUCUUGCCCUGGGAUAAUGACGACGGAGACAUCAAGUAAAAUAUUCCUGCAAAUGCACCAUAUUAAAACCAGUUUACUUUAUUUGUCAACUGAAUGCAGUCAAAAUAAUAUUGUUACUGUACAGGCGCUGCGCUUCAGAUGUUGCAUAUCAUCACACGUCAUAGAGUUAUAAACAUAACAAAUAACCGGAUUAAUUGUUUUAUGGAACUAAUGUCGCCGUGAAGGGAUCUCACCGACAUAAUAAUCAACCACGUGUGUCCUAAUUUCGCUUAACUAGACUAACUCUAGCUAGACCUGCUGCCUGGGUAACAGCUUCUCCUCCAUGUCAACCUACCCUGGCUUUGCGCCCUAGUGAGGCCACUCCAGAGUGCAACACCAUAGUUGCCUGAGACUGAUGGAUGUCUACUUCUACUAGAGUACAAUGUAGCUCAAAGUAUGAACAAUUGUUCUCUUUCCCCUACCACUAGUUAAUACACUUCUUAGCGCAGAAAAAGAAGGGCAGAAGGACAUCCUAGGUGACAUGCAGUCCUUCUUAAACUUAGAUUCUAACCAGUCGUAGUCUUAUAGCUAACUCGAAGUUUCUCACUCUAGUAGCUAAUUACAGGAGUUACUACUGAAGCAGCUAAUUUUAAAAAAAAGCUUCCCACUGAUGCAGUUAAUUUGAAGAGCCCGCUACUGGCCUUUAUUAUGCUUGAAAUUUGUUUUCGCAAUCAAACAAAUAAAAUAAGAUACAACAUAUCUUAUUAUAGUGAAUCAUUGUAGCAGAUGUUCACAUGUAUUAAUUAUACCUAACAUUAUCUAUCUAUAUCUAUAUCAGCAUAUCUAAACCAGGUUAUUGGUCUAAUUAAGCUACUGAUGCAGGCUAUUGGUCCAAGCUAUUGACAGACAAUCCCGUUCCAGCAACUAAGCAACACAUCAACAGAUGCCCAGAAUGGUUGCUAUGGCAACCUAAGAAACUUUCAAGUGAAAUUCAAUACGUUAGAGCUACAAUCCACAACUCGUAACACGAGAUCUACAACCACGUCGAUCUUUAACAACUCUUUAUAUAACAAAGGAAAGUAACUUAUUGGAGAAGAUGCUAGUCAUUAUAACGUCAUGUAAUGAAGUCUAUUUCUUUACAGAUAUUUCAACGUUUCAGUGUUAUUAACCACACACCUCUAUACUUGUAUUGUUCCUGCAAUAUAACUAGUUCCUAAAUAUUAUCAAAUAAAUUAUAAUACAAAAUUAA